Messenger RNA from Linum trigynum, 1316 nucleotides. The record is from the annotation of a GenBank genome assembly. Lineage: Eukaryota; Viridiplantae; Streptophyta; Magnoliopsida; Malpighiales; Linaceae.
GAAGCAGCUUUAGCAACUAAUGAUCGGGCCUCCGGAUCUUCAUUCCGACCCGACUGUUCCAUAUCAUCAUGCAAUUUCGGGUUUCGGCUUCCUCCACUCCAGUUACCUUCAUCUUUUAAGUUUCAAGCCACCGUCUCUUCUCUCUCUCUCUCUCUCGAGCAGCAUCCCCCAAUCCCAACAAAUUGGUCACGAGUAAACGAAAAAUCUCCGGUAGAAAACAGCAGCCAAGAAACGCUGACGCACCCGCCAUCAAGCGAUCGCGUUAUGGCGGUGGAGGAGUCGCAGAAAUCGGCGGCACCGACCUCUGAAGAGGUCGCCAACGCUAACCCUAAGCCACACGCCGACGACGUCGCCGGGAGCGACGAUGUGCCGGAGGAAGGAGAGAUCGUCGGGGACGACGACAGCUCGUCCAAGAAAUCAAGCGCUGUGCCUUACCAGCCGCACCUGCUCGAACAUCAAUGGACUUUCUGGUUCGAUAAUCCAUCCGCCAAGUCUAAGCAAACCGCCUGGGGGAGCUCCAUGCGCUCCAUUUACACCUUCUCCACCGUCGAGGAAUUCUGGAGUGUUUACAACAAUAUUCAUCAUCCAAGCAAGCUCCCUGGUGGAGCAGACUUCUACUGCUUCAAGCACAAGAUUGAGCCGAAGUGGGAGGACCCUGUUUGUGCUGGUGGAGGGAAGUGGACUUUGACCUUUGGGAAAACGAAAUCUGAUACCAGCUGGCUAUAUACGCUGCUAGCUAUGAUUGGGGAGCAAUUCGAACAUGGAGAUGAGAUUUGUGGGGCUGUCGUCAAUGUGAGGGCUAGGCAGGAGAAGAUUUCUCUUUGGACCAAGAAUGCUUCAAAUGAAGCCGCUCAGCUGAGCAUCGGGAGACAAUGGAAGGAAUUUCUUGAUUCCAAUGAUAGUAUGGGGUUCAUAUUCCAUGAUGAUGCAAAGAAGCUUGACAGAGGUGCCAAGAAUCGCUACACUAUCUGACAUGUUGAAUUCUUAUCUGAGAGCACCGACUUCCUGUAACCGAAGCUGUCCUGGCUAAGGACAAUCAGGGGGAGACUCUUCAUAUGACGGAACUUCUAUCUCGUAUCGUAAUUUUGGCUCACUUGCGUCAAGAUGUGGUAGUUAGCAGGAAGUAGGGACAUAUAGAGCUUUACAGAGUUUUAUGCAAACUAAUUUUUGGCUUCGAAUAUAACCAGCGGUGUUGGAUGUUUGUUUGAAAAUUGGAAUUACUCAACCGUAUUCAUCUUGGUGUUGGCCACAAAGCGGAUUUAGCAGGUGGAGCACAAUCUUUGAUUAAUGCUUCUCACUAAAUUUGUUCACUGGCC